Messenger RNA from Xiphias gladius (swordfish), 1525 nucleotides. Its product is annotated as zinc finger protein 79-like. Lineage: Eukaryota; Metazoa; Chordata; Actinopteri; Istiophoriformes; Xiphiidae. The transcript is spliced from 2 exons. Gene Ontology annotation, molecular function: RNA polymerase II transcription regulatory region sequence-specific DNA binding; DNA-binding transcription factor activity, RNA polymerase II-specific. The coding region runs from base 752 to 1525 and encodes 257 amino acids. The record is from RefSeq and is a predicted model, not a curated record. Gene Ontology annotation, cellular component: nucleus. Gene Ontology annotation, biological process: regulation of transcription by RNA polymerase II.
CACGGGGUUUCCUCGGCGUCAUGGCGGACGGUCGUUGAGCGGAGAUUGAACACCGGAGGAAGGAGGUGAUUUCCUCGGUGUCUGUGCCCGGCGGCCGGUGCAGCGGUCCGGGUUUGAACCGCUAAACCUCCGGAGCGAGUGGCGGCAGGAACACGAGGUGUCGUGGUUCAUCCGAGCAACAGUUGGGAUCAGAAACUCGGCGGGGUUUUCAGACUAAAGACUAAAAAUCGACCGGUUCUCCGUGUUUUCCACCGUCUGCUGUUGUGACAGAUGCUGGUCUACACUGUUUGAAACCCGUGUCAGUCUGGGAAACCUUUAUUUUGUUUGUGAAAGCCACAUCUAGACCACAGGAGACCAAGUCUAGAUAAAAACCACUAUACCCAGACCGGUUUACAACUCGUAAAAACAGUCUUUAUGCUAAUCCAGUCCAGAUUUGACAAGUGUAGAUGUAGUGUUUUUCUGAUCUAGACCAGGUCCGGUCUGAUCUGGAUGGAAAAAGCAGUGCAGUCCCCCUUUUUCUGUUUCCACAAACAUGAAGCUGGAUUUUAAACCCUCUCCCUGCUGAUCUGGUCCAGAUUUGGCAGGACUAGGUUUUAUUUUUCUUCCAUAAAGGUCUCACAAGUCUGAUGUAGCCACGUGGAUGCACAGAUUUAGAUGUAACAGAAGAAGGGCGUCGCUCGUUGGGGAACUUCUCUGACUUCUCCUCCGCAGGUCGAAGACGAAGAGAAACGCCAGGCAAAGAGGAGGCACCAUGGGUCCUUCGGGACAGAAACCGAGAGGCAAAAGGAGACCCAGACCUCACCGCUGUCAGCAGUGUGACAAAGCCUUCACAUCAACACAACACCUGAAAGAUCAUCAGAGUGUUCACACUGGAGAGAAACCGUAUUACUGUGACCAAUGUGGGAAAGCUUUCACUCAGCUGAGCAGCUUAAGAACUCACCAACGAAUCCACAGCGGAGAGAAACCGUACCACUGCGACGAGUGUGGGAAAUCUUUCACUCAGUCAAGUACGUUAAAACUCCACCUGCGCAGGCACUCUGGACAGAAACCGUACAACUGUGAGCACUGUGGGAAGAGCUUCUCUGAUUCAUUCUCAUGUCAACAGCACAAACACGUCCACACUGGUGACAAAACUUUCCAGUGUCAACUCUGCUCCAAAUCCUUCCUCACGCAGUCGAAUCUGACGAGACACCAGCGUAUCCACACGGGAGAGAAACUCUAUCCCUGUGAGCUGUGUGGAAGGAGCUUCAGCCAUUACUCUUCAUACACAAUCCACCAGCGGAUCCACACUGGAGAGAGACCCUACCAGUGUGGCUUCUGUGACAAAACCUUCACAUCAUCGACCAACCACUCUGAACACCAGCGUGUCCACACGGGAGAGAAACCGUACAGCUGUGACCAGUGUGGGAAGAGUUUCAGUCAUAUAACGACCUGUUUGCUGCACAAACGAGUCCACACCGGGGACAAGCCGUACCGCUGUCAGCACUGCAGCAAAAGCUUCAUCACGUCGUCGAACGUGGUGUGA